Neopsephotus bourkii (Bourke's parrot) is the source of this 1788-nucleotide messenger RNA. RefSeq names its product PHD finger protein 1 (gene PHF1). Gene Ontology annotation, cellular component: nucleus. The record is from RefSeq and is a predicted model, not a curated record. Lineage: Eukaryota; Metazoa; Chordata; Aves; Psittaciformes; Psittacidae. The coding region runs from base 1 to 1773 and encodes 590 amino acids. Gene Ontology annotation, biological process: chromatin organization; regulation of DNA-templated transcription. The transcript is spliced from 16 exons. Gene Ontology annotation, molecular function: DNA binding; chromatin binding.
AUGGGUCCCGGGUUCUGUCCGGUAGCGCCGGCCCCGCCGCUGAGGGCGAGCGGAGAAGCGGGCAAAGCGCAGGCGCAGAGGAGGGAGGCCAAGCCCUGGAUUCGGACAGAAAACGGGGAGUUUGGGGUCAGAAAUGCCCAUUUUGGGCUCAAAAACACCCGUUUUGUGGCCCGAAAACGCCCCUUUUUUGGUCCGUACACCGCCUUAGACCCAGCACCGGAAGUGCGCCCCUACGGGCGCCGCCAUGCUGCCGUACAACCAAUCAGCGCUCAGCAUCCCCGGCUCUACCUCCCCGAAUGGGCGCCGCCAUCUUCCCCCGUACACGUGACCGCCCUCAACCAAUCAGAACCAACCAUGGCAACCGAGCCGGCCCCGCCCCCCCCGCGCCCCCCCCGCUGCCCCCCCCGCUAUUGGGAGGGCCAGGACGUCCUGGCCCGUUGGACCGACGGCCUCCUCUACCUGGGCACCAUCAAAAAGGUGGAUCCCAGUCGCCGUGGUUGCCUGGUCCAGUUUGAGGACAAUUCCCAGUUCCUGGUCCUAUGGAAGGACAUCAGCCCAGCCGCGGUGCCAGGGGAGGACCAAUCCUGCUGCGUCUGCUCCAGCCGGGCCCUGAGCGCCCACAACCUCCUGGUGCGGUGCUCCAAGUGCGGCCACGCCUACCACCAGCAGUGUCACCGCCCCCCCGCGCCGCUAGGGGCGCCCUGGAUGUGCCGCCAAUGCGUGUUCGCCGUCGCUACCAAGCGGGGGGGGGCCCUCAAGAAGGGCCCCCACGCCAAGGCCAUGCUGAGCAUGAAGGUGGUGCUGCCCUAUCAGCUGAAGGCUUUGGAAUGGGACCCCCCCCACUUAGCCAAUCGGCAGCAGUGUUAUUGCUACUGCGGGGGGCCUGGAGAGUGGAACCUGAAGAUGCUCCAGUGCCGAGGAUGCUCCCAGUGGUUCCAUGAGGCUUGUACCCAGUGCCUGAGCAAGCCCCUGCUCUAUGGGGACCGGUUCUAUGUCUUCGAGUGCUGCGUCUGCACCGGGGGGGCCGAGAGCAUCCGGAGGCUGCCCCUGCGCUGGGUGGAUGUGGCGCAUCUCCUCCUCUAUCACCUGAGCGUGUGCUGCAAGAAGAAGUACUUCGACCUGGAGCGGGAGAUCCUGCCCUUUGCCAAUGCCAAUUGGGAUGCGCUGCUGCUGGGACAGCUGGCGGAGACCCCCAAAGGGGAGCGCUAUGGGAUGCUGCUGGGGGCGCUCAGUGCGCAUAAGGACAGGUUCAUCUCAGGUCGUGAGAUCAAGAAGCGCAAAGGCCUCUUUGGGCUCCACAACCGGGACCCCCCCCCGGUGCCCCCCACUUCUAUGGGGGGGUCCCCCCCCUCGGAUCCCAUUCCCCCCUCCAUCACCAGCCCCCCCCCAGCACAGCAGAAAGGGGGGUCCCGACGGAGACCCCCCCCACGACGGACCCAGGGACCCCCCAGUGGCUCCUACAACUUCAGAAGGACGGAGGCGCGGUGCCCCCCCAGCGCCCCCAUCCGGAUGUUCGCGUCCUUCCACCCAUCGGCCAACACUGCCCCGAGCCUCAGCUCCAGCCAGGACCCGGAGAGCAGCGACAGCCCCGAGCCCCGCCCCGCGCGCCGCAAGCCCCGCCCCUCCUCCCUCAACCCCGCCUCUUCCCCAAGCCCCGCCCCUUCCCCAAGCCCCGCCCCCUCCGCCCCGGCCACGCGGGUCCUGGCGCGCCGCGUGACCCUCGACGGCACCGUCCAAUACCUGGUGGAGUGGGGGGGAGGGGGGAUGCUUUAAAGCCCCCCUCCCCCC